AUGGAAGAUAUGGAAAAUAAUCAAGAUUUAAUAGAAGAAUCGGAUAUAUCGCCUGUAAUGCCUUCAAAUGGUCAAAUUGAUAUGGAUGAAAUAAAAGAUGAAAUAAAGGAUGCAUUGAGUGAAUUACCCAAUAAUAAGAAUAAGAAAUAUAUCACACAUCAUUACACGGGAACACCUUUAGUAUACGAAAAGCUUGCUGAAUCAGUUACGUCUCUUGAUAAAAUUUCAAAAGAAGAUCACACGUCUAUUGAAAUCAAAUCGGAAUCUGCUGUAGUGAAUAAAAUUAGUAAAAUAGCUUUAUCACCUGGAAAUAAUUUUAUUGCUGGUUGGUGUGAAGAUGAUGGAAUUUUAGCGGUUUGGUCUCUAGUAGAUAAUGAGAGCGGUGAUAACCUUCAUUUAAAAUUCACCGUAAAAACCAGUUUCAAUAAAUUUAACAUUCAAGAUUCAAGAAUUCAUCUCUCAAUCUCUGAAGAUGGACAUUAUGUUGCCAUUUCAAGACUGAAAAGUGUUGCUGUUGAAGAAUCACCAGAUAUGGAUUCCGCUAUAAACUUGGGUUUAAGUGCGCCAGACACUGUAAAAUCAUUUGUCACGCCCCAAACAUCUUUUGCUGUAUAUUCAACGAUUCCAGAACUCCCUCAUAUUUCUGAUGGGUUAAAUUCCCUUGAAAAUCUUGAAAUGUUAGGCCCUUUAUUAUUUAUUCAUGAUUCAAAAUUUGUCUUCAUUACCAGACAAUAUUUAUACAUAUGCACCACAAAAUUGGGAAUACCUAUUUAUAUCGUUGACUUGAAUGAAUUAAUCAAAUCCGUUCCUGAAUAUAGUCAUGAAAGUAAUUUAUUUUUAUUAGAUUGUUACGAUAUGCUUUCAGUUAGUUUAAGAACUGGUUCAGGCUACAUGCUUUGGCCAGAAAAUAAUGGUUUAAGUAUUUGGGAUUUGGAUGGAAUGUUAAAACAAUGGUUCUAUGUAGAUCCCAAAAACCCUUCACCUAAAGAUUGUCUUUACGCCAUCUCUGAAUCUGGAGAAUUGAUAGCAAGAUUCUCUGAUAAGCCUGGAAUGGUAAGCACGGUGAUAUUUCAUACACCAACAGGCUUAAGAACAACAGAAAUCAGCACUCCAAAGACAGUAUUCUUUAUUGCAUUCUUGAACAAACAUGAUCAAAUCGUUGUUUGUUCAACGGACAGUGGCAAUGUUAGAGUUCAAUUAUGGGAUUGUUGGAGUGGAGUAUUGAUUAAAGAAGAAGAAAAUCAUCCAAACCUUGACAAAGAUCUACCUCUCGCUUUACUCGAUGAUCAAUUUGUCCAUACGAGUAAAAAUGAAAUUGUCAAGUACCCUUUAUUUCCUAAUGAGAAUAAUGUUAAAGGUUAUCAAGUAAACACAAAAGAAUUAUCUACUGAAAGAGAAUGUAAACUUCCAAGUAAAAAGUAUGAAUUAGGUUCUUUACUCGAAUCAAAUUUCCUCGGAUACUCUGUAUGUUCAAUUUAUAUUCAUAAAAAAGAAAAAAUAUUUUGUAAAUUUAAAUUUGAACCUUGGAGGAAGUGGGGGACCGCCGAUCUAUUCAUGAAGUGGCUGGAUAAUGAUGGAAAUAGAAUUUUAUUGGCAAGACACGAUAGUGUUCAGAUAUACAAGACGAAACCAAAUGCAAAAGGUUCAUUUCUGAAAGUUGAAUUACAAUACAUAUGGACGGUUCCAUUUUAUAAAAAUGUUGAUAUCAAGUUUUUAUCUUUGGAAACUCUGCAAGACAAAAAUGAUGAUAAUGAUGAUUUUGAACCACUUUAUCGUCUUAAAAUACAACUCACAAAUUCUGAAACAAUAAUUCUUCCACUUCCAGCAGCAGAUGAUAAAAAUACGUAUCAGAUCUUCAAAGAUGCGUGCGCGUCCAUACACCUUAUACGUCUUUGUCUUAACGAAGAUUUAUCAUAUGUCUCGCAUUGGGAUAUUUGUGUUCAAUUAAAAAAAUUAAUUUUAAAUUCAAUAGAUAAAUUCUCUUCGUCAAUUAACAAAAUAUCUUUAGGUGAUGGACAAUACAUAUAUCCUAUGGAAGACUUUAUAUUAUUUGAAUGGAAUGACGUGGUUACUACAAUUUUAAAUAAAGAACGAUAUAUUCCACUAUUUCAUAAUGACGAACGAUCUGAAAGUGCUUUAGCUUUGUUGAUUGAGCUUCAAAAAUCUGACCUUCUCGAUCAAUUGAUCUCUUAUAUAAUACGUCACGUACGCGAUCGUAAUACACUACCAAAUAGUAGAUCGAAACCACCAUCAGCGUCAUCAUCUAUUCUACCAUCAUCAGACACUUCAAAUACGAAGGUUCAACAACCCGGAUUUGCAUGGACAGUCGGAGCUGCGUUGUUAGAUUUAUACCGACUUUAUCCGGAUAAAGGUACUAAAAUAAUGAGAGAAUGGAGUUACCUUACAACUUCAUUGGAAACUCCCACUCGAAUUUUAAGAACUAAUUUAGGAAAUCCAUUGAAAGUCGAAGAAAGGAGCUUUCAUUCAGGGUUAAAAACUGUCUCUCAGAAGGCCCUGUUACCAAAAAAAUAUACGGUUGCUCGUGAUUCAAUAUUGAAGAUAAUAGCUUCUAAGCUUUUAUAUUAUAAUAUAUUUUCCCAAAGAAAGAAAACCAUGACCUUCAUAUCCACCACUGCCACUACCGCUAGCUUUGUAUCAUCUGAAAAACUCAGAACUCUCAACGCUGGCUCGUCAGAAUUUGCUAUAAAUAUCUUGAGCGAAAAUAAAAAAGAUUUUCAACAAAUUCGUGUUCAUCGGCAACGUCAGCGUAAACAACGAUUAAACAAAGCUCAGAGAUCUCAUCCGGCGAAACUUUGCGUUGUUCCGUUGCCAGAUUUUUGUGUUUACCCUGAACCACCAAAAAUUAAUAAUAAAGCUUCUAUUGGUGAACGCAUAAAAAGAUUUUGGGCAACAUACGUUUCGCCAACGAGACUAAGUUCUUUUGCUGAAGCUGCAAUACAUGGACCAUUGGAAAUGUUUAGUGAAGUUGCUAUGGAGGCCAUUAUCGAAUUCAAAUGGGAAAAAUAUGCACGCAAGAGAUUCUUAUGGACGUUCUGUGCCUACUUAGUAUACGCGUUUCUAUUCUGUUUAACUGUCAGCAUCGAUCCUGUACUAGUAUCAGACGGCGAUGUCAAUUUGAAAAUGCCCUUAUUCGCCCUCGUGAUAACCUUUUCAUUAUACUUCUUGAUUCAAGAAUUGCGUCAAAUGCUUGGUCAAUGGAGAAACUAUUGGACGAACGUUUCUAAUUAUUUGGAUCUGGCAAGUUUUAGUCUUCCGUUAAUUACUUGUUGGUAUGCGAUUAGUAAACAUGAACCAAGUGAUAUAUUAAAAAGUUAUGCAGUUUUAUUAGUUUGGCUCAAUGCGGUUUGUAUUGGUUUUAAAAUUUUGAUGGAACGAAAAUUUAUUUCUAUAGUUUUAGAAAUUAUAAGAAAAAUUAAAACAUUAGUUUUAACUUUAGCAUUCAUGGUUGUGGGCUUUGCAAACGCAUUGUUUGUUCUUCUUCGAGAUAAACAAUCUGAAGGGAUCCCACAUUUUAGUGGUAGUAUGACGAACUCAUCUGGUGCUGUAAUUGGUAACUUAGAUAUCAGCCAACCGCCAAAUUUGUGGUGGUCAACUUUUCCGUGGGCAAUAUUUUCUACAUACAAAUUUUUGGGUAUCGGAUGGGAAACCGUAAAUGUCUUUGACCCAGAUUGGGCAUUACUUUUCAUGGUGUUACUGUUCAACUUUAUAACUGUGAUUAUAUUGUUGAAUGUACUUAUCGGUUUAAUUGUCGAAGUAUUCAAUGGAUCCCUUAAAAAUGGUCGCCAAGCUUGGCUACGACAACGAGCCCAACUAAUUUCAGAAAUCGAAUUAUAUUCAAUCACCCCUGCACAACGUAAUCAUGCAGAAUGGUUCCCUCAUUUAAUAUACUAUGAAAGUCACUUAGAUUCUAUUACAGGAUGGAGACGACAUUUAUAUGAAGCUGCAAUGGAUGAUGUUAAUUCUGAAUUCAUUAGAAAUGAAUUGAAAGAAGUAAAAUCUGAUGUAAUUGGAGAACUGAAGGAGGUAAAAGGAAUAGUUGGACAGAUCAGAAUUUUUGUAAACCCUGAAAGCGGUGAAAAUGAGGGGAAAAAGUAA
This is a messenger RNA of Dentiscutata heterogama, 4116 nucleotides long. NCBI's taxonomy places the organism in Eukaryota, Fungi, Glomeromycota, Glomeromycetes, Diversisporales, Gigasporaceae. The record is from the annotation of a GenBank genome assembly.